Molecule: messenger RNA, 3216 nt
Organism: Chenopodium quinoa (quinoa)
Lineage: Eukaryota; Viridiplantae; Streptophyta; Magnoliopsida; Caryophyllales; Amaranthaceae
Product: ubiquitin carboxyl-terminal hydrolase 22-like
Exons: 3
Coding region: 830-2506 (558 amino acids)
Biological process (GO): protein deubiquitination
Molecular function (GO): cysteine-type deubiquitinase activity; zinc ion binding
Source: RefSeq, a predicted model, not a curated record
UUAAUAGAAAACGGAGAAAGUAUGUUUAAUCGCCUUCCCUUAUGAUUAAAGGUUAUGCAUUUAUGUUACCUUUCAAUACAAAUGUAAACCAAUGCAAUGAUAAAUCAAUAAAACUAGUCAUACUAGCAAAUAAAUUUGUCAAAUAUAAAAAAUCACAAAAUACAAAAUUAUAGGCAAGUUUCAUCAACAUCAACAUACUCAAAACAUAAUCAUCUACGUUAUUGAACAUUCACAUAUUUUCCAAUACUAUAUUUUAAGUCUCCUCCAACUAGUAUCCUCUAUGAAAUCUUCAAAAUGGAUGCCAAAUUGACAAUAAUCAAGGCAAAAAGCAACCACAUACCCUCCAAUAAUAGUACAACCCCGAGAAAUAAGGUAGAAAAAUAAAAGUAGCAAAAAUAAAUAAAUAAAAACCCAAAAAUAAAAAAAAAAUUGCAAAAAUCCCAAAUUGAAGUAGAAAGUGUGAGUGCCCUAUUAUGUGAGUAACUCACCGCCCCACCUAAAGUAGUCUUAGACCACCACCCGUCUUCUUCCUCCACCCCCUCUUCUCCUCCCCUUUGCCUUGGAAAAGUCUUUUUCUUUUCCUUUUUUUCUUCUUAUUUUUAUUAUUAUCUUUCAUUUUUAUCAAUCAAGAUUUGAUCUUUCAUCUUGUAUUAUCUUCAAUCUUACAAAUUUUAAUUGUAUUAAUAUCAUUUGAUAACCAUAUUAAUUCAAUCAUUAAUCUUUGUUUUUUUUUUUAAAAGGUUAGAUCUCUGUUUCUAUUUCUGCCCUUAAUCUAACAUCUAAUUUCGCAAUUUUUUCCUAAAAAUAAUUAUUAUUUUGUUGAUUGUAGAUGUAUACAAAGAACCUAUCUUUUUCAAUCCCAAAACCAUGUAAACAUCUCUCAAAUCUCAAGUUAAAACAUGGGUUAAAUUGUUAUACCCACCUCAAAAAUUACCUAAAAACAACCCUAAAUGCUAAAAAUCCAAUCUUUUUUAGUCACAAAGAUGAUGCCCCCAGAUGCAGUUUUUGUUCUGGGUCUAAUAAGGGUAGAUUUUACAUUUGUUUAAUUUGUUCAACAAUUUCUUGUUUCUCAAAUUCAGAUUCACCAAAUCAUACCCAUUUGCAUUCUGACUCUAAUAAUGGCCAUGAAAUAGCUGUUGAUCUUGACAGAGCAGAAUUAUAUUGUUGUGUAUGUUGUGAUCAGGUGUAUGAUCCUGAUUUUGACAGGGUUUUCAUGUCUCAAAAUUUCGAGGAAAUUAAGAACACUCAAUCAAAAAUUAGUACUAGUACUAGUUCAAUUAGUAGUAGUAAUGGUUGUAAUGGUAGUAGUUUAAGGAAAGUAUCAUUAGUUGAGUUGGAUUUGAUGAAAUCAAAACAAUUAGUUGUUUUGAGACGAGAUCCGAGGUCAAAAAUGGUGUUUCCUUUAGGAUUAAGGGGUUUGAACAAUUUGGGAAGUACUUGUUUUAUGAAUUCUGUGUUGCAAGCAUUGCUUCAUGCUCCUCCUUUGAGGAAUUACUUCUUGAGUGACAGCCGCCAUCGAAAAUCUUGUAAGAAAAGGUCAUCUGAUCAGCUGUGUUUGCCUUGUGAUAUUGAUGAUCUUUUCACUGCUGUUUUCUCUGGUGAACGAUCUCCUUAUAGCCCUGCUCAAUUUCUUCACAGUUGGUGGUUGCACUCAGAAAAUCAUGCAACCUAUGAGCAGCAGGAUGCACAUGAAUUCUUUAUAUCAAUUCUUGACCAAAUACAUGAGAAAGAAUCCAAGAACUUGAAGCUGAAUGGAGAUGUAAGGGACUGUGAGUGCAUUGCACAUAGGGUAUUUUCCGGCCUUCUGCGUUCAGAUUUGUCUUGCACUGUAUGUGGGACCACUUCAACUACUUAUGAUCCUUUUAUCGACAUAUCUCUUGACUUGGAUAGCCAAACAACCCAUGCAAGUAGCAGUGACAACAUGACAACGCUAUCAAGUUGCCUGGGUCAUUUUACAAGGUCUGAGAAGCUGGGAUCUGAUCAGAAGCUUCUUUGCGGAAAUUGUCAAGAAAGGCAUGAAUCAUUGAAACAGUUGUCAUUCAGACAGCUGCCCUUGGUUCUCUGCUUACAUAUUAAAAGGUUUGAGCAUUCCCAUGUCCGAAAAGUUUCCAAGAAGAUUGACCAAUACGUACAGUUUCCCUUCUCUUUGGAUAUGUCCCCAUAUAUGUCAUCGUCUAUAGUCAGAAGUAGGCAUGGGAAUAGAAUGUUUGCUCUUGAAGAUGAUGAAGCUGAUGUAGUUACAGACUAUGAGAUUUUUGCUGUAGUAACACAUUCGGGGAUGCUUGAAUCUGGGCACUAUGUCACUUUUCUACGUUUGCAUAACCAGUGGUAUAAAUGCGAUGAUGCAUGGAUAUUAGAGGUUGAUGAAGCGACUGUUAGAGCUUCUCAGUGCUAUAUGAUAUUCUAUUUGCAGAAAAUGCUGUAUCACAAGACGAGUGAUGACUUGAUCUGCUCGCCCAUUUCUCCUAGAAGAGAUGCAUUUCUUCCUAUAGCAGGUUGUUGCUGAUUGAUGAUGAUUGUGUAUUCUGCUGGAUUUAAGAGGCUUUUAAAAUGCCAUAUUGACCCUACAGAGGUCGCAUACAAGCUGCCAAUUAAAAGAAGUCAUCUGCAAAGAUUCGGAAAUGACCUCAUCUUUGCAUGAACUGCCUGUCUGGUGCAUGCUUGAGAUAUGCAGGACCCAAGUGAAAUCUGGCUGAUCUUUGAUUUGAGAGGUUCCUGAAUAACCUAUUUGAAAUGGAGCUCAUGAGGUACACUGCAGAGUAAAAUGUCGAUGAAGCCAUCGCUUCUAAUUGUUACAGGCACCAGAAGCUUCAAUGUGUUUCUUAGUUUUCAUAUGCUGCUAAUAGAAAACUGCAGCAACAGAGUUGGAGGGUGUGAUAUCAUGCUCAUCGAAAUAUGAGAUACCGAAAGGCUCCAACUUAAAACAUUUGCAGAAAAUCUUGGUAAGGAGAUUCCAGGAAAAAAAAAAAAAACAAAAUAUUCUUGUAUAGAAUAAGCGGACAAUUAUGUUUAGCUUGAUUUUUCUCAUAUUUUCUUCAUUUUGUAAUGACCUAGAAUUUUUUUGGUGGUCAAUGUUAACUUCUUCGAACCAUAGAGAUUUUUUUUUACUCUUUUCAUUCAUGUAUUUCUUUGCUAAUUGCAAUUGUGAAAUUAUGAAUUCGAUAGGCAUGUCGCCGUUAACUGUUAUGAAAUGGCUAAUAUCAUGAAAAUUCUGUA